GUGGUUAGUCCUAUUCCGUGAUUUCCGUGCUCCUUGAUCGUUUUGCAUUCGUUGUUGUGUUUAUUUACAUUUUUCGUGAAAAAAUUAUCAGUAUCGUGAAGUCAACAUAUUAUACUAUCAAAAAUGAUGCCUGGAAGAAUUGGAAUUGCCUCGGAAAACCCACUAGGGCUUUCGUGGCACGACUCGGCACUAAUACCUUUGUUGAACCCUAACAAUAUUAUGGACUAUUUCUCAGAAAGAUCUAAUCCUUUCUUUGAUCGAACUUGUAAUAAUGAAGUCGUUAAAAUGCAGCGUUUAAGCAUGGAUCAACUGAAGAUGAUGACAGGUGUGGAAUAUGCACUUAUACAUGUGCAAGAUCCCAUUCUUUAUGUGAUCCGUAAGCAACACAGGCAAAGUCAAACCAAUGCAAUCCCACUUGCCGACUACUACAUUAUAGCUGGUAUUGUGUACCAAGCUCCAGAUCUGGCUAGUGUACUCAACUCAAGAUUGCUAUCAGCAGUCCACCAUCUACAAUGUUCCUUUGAAGAGACUAUGUCUUACUCCAGAUAUCAUCCCAGCAAGGGAUAUUGGUGGGAUUUCAAAGCAAACAAACCUGGUCUAAGCCCAUUCAGUUCUGCCGGCCAAUCAGCUCCUAAAGAGGUGUCAACUACUCCCAAGGAAGAGCCAUCCACACUGUUCCAGCGACAAAGAGUGGACAUGCUGCUGGCAGAACUGGUCCGGCAGUUUCCUCUGCCUACCUUACAAACUACCAAUCAGGCUAAUGGAGUCACAGUUAAAACAGAAAAUGCAACAGAAAAGAAUGAGAAGACAGCUGAUGGCAAUGUGUCCAACGUGACCAUCAAGCAGGAGCCAGUGGACCCCGGCACCAGCGAGAUGACCAAUGGCAACGCUCAAGGACAUGCCGAAAUCAAAACUGAAAUCAAGCAAGAGAACAUGAAACCUCCACCUGAAAAGAAACCUAGAUCUAUGUAAAAUAAUUAUUAUUUAUUGUAUUUAAAUGAAACUCAUGAAAUUAU
This is a messenger RNA of Plutella xylostella (diamondback moth), 1016 nucleotides long. RefSeq names its product mediator complex subunit 6 (gene MED6). Gene Ontology annotation, cellular component: mediator complex. Gene Ontology annotation, biological process: regulation of transcription by RNA polymerase II. The record is from RefSeq and is a predicted model, not a curated record. Lineage: Eukaryota; Metazoa; Arthropoda; Insecta; Lepidoptera; Plutellidae. Gene Ontology annotation, molecular function: transcription coregulator activity.